AUAAAUACAACUAUUGUCCCAACAUGAAAACUCGGUACUAUAUGUAACUGUAUGUAUGACAAGAAGGAGGUUCUCAAUAAUGGUCCCGCCAAAAUGGAAGCUCUUCAAUUUCAGGGGACUCCAUUGCAGGCACCUCUGUACUAUCACCGUCGGUCCUUAUUCUCCUCCACGCCUAUCUCUUCUAGCGGACCAAUGCACUUCAAUGCACCAACUGAAGCAAAUCCAUGCCCAAAUGAUCAUCACUGCCCGUAUCCACGACAAUUAUGCUGCCAGCCGCUUACUAUCCUUCUGUGCUCUCUCGGAAUCAGGCAAUGUUUCUUAUGCCUUAAAACUUUUUGAUAGUAUCAACGAACCCAAUUCAUUCAUGUGGAACACUCUCAUUAGAGCUCAAGCUGGUAGCUCAAAUCCCCAACAAGCCUUGCUCCGUUAUGUGAAAAUGCGAAGGCGUUGCGUUACUCCCGGCAAACAUACAUUCCCUUUUGUACUGAAAGCUUGUUCCAACUUGAGGUGUACUUAUAUUAGUAAAGAAGUGCAUUGUCAUGUUAUUAAAUUCGGGUUGGAUUUAGAUUUGCAUGUUGGUAAUGGUUUGAUCAGAGCGUAUUCGGUCUGUCGUGUAUUGAAGGAUGCACGAAGAGUGUUUGAUGGAAUUACUGAGCGAAAUUUGAGUAUUUGGACGACGAUGAUUUGUGGGUUUGCACAGAAUGAUAGAUAUAAUGACGCUAUUCAGUUGUUUGAGCGUAUGCUUGCGGAUGGAGUUGAGCCCAACGGAGCCACCUUGGCUUCUGUUUUGUCAGCUUGUGCUCAGUCGGAUAGUUUGCAAUUAGGAGAACAGAUUCACGUAUAUAUGGAAGAAAAAGGGAUAGAAUUAGGAGUGAUUCUUGGCACGGCGUUAGUGAACAUGUAUGCAAAGAAUGGUGCCAUAGUAGAAGCAAAGAAGUGUUUUAGUGGUAUGAGAGAAAGGAAUAUUGCCACUUGGAAUGCCAUGAUUUGUGGGUUAGCUGCUCACGGACAUGCGAAAGAAGCAAUUAACUUCUUUAAGAAGCUAGAACAAGAAAAAGUAAAGCCAAAUGAUAUUACAUUAGUUGGGGUUCUAUCAGCAUGCUGCCAUGCCGGAUUGUUUGUCUAUGGUGAAGGAAUAUUUCACUCCUUGAAAGAGUUGUAUGGUAUAGAGCCCAAGAUUGAGCAUUAUGGAUGCAUGGUUGACAUUCUUGGGCGUAAUGGGAAACUGCUAGAAGCUGAGCAGCUCAUAAGAGUAAUGGUUUUGAAGGCUGACGUGGUUAUCUGGGGAUCCUUAUUACAUGCAUGUCAUAGCCAUGGAAAUAUAGAUAUUGCAGAACGAGUUGUGAAAGAAAUUCUGCUUUUGAAUCCAAAUAGUCAUGGCGUUUAUGUUGUUUUAUCUAAUAUGUAUGCAGAGGCUGGAAGAUGGGAGGAUGUGGUAAAACUAAGGAAGCAGAUGAAGGAAGGAAGCUUAAAGAAAACACCUGGUUGGAGCCUUGUGAAUGAUGCUACAUAAGUUUACCCAUCAUUUAUAGAAUCUUUUGAAGGAGAUCGUAGUUUCAAAUUUCACGGCAAUUGCCAUCGGGACCUGUAUGUAUAACAUCUGUGUGUAAUACGACCAUCGGAUAAGUUCCUUUAGGUAGACUGGAGUUUUUGGAUUAAAGUGAAUAUCAAAACAAGUCUUACCUGAAAAAUGAACCUUCUUGCGUUCUUAGUCAAUCUUUGUUGAAUGGGCUUGCUGUAACCAGAGUGGCAUGGCAACAUUAGCACUUUCUUUGACAUUCCUCAGGCAGUAUUACCUCUCUCAGGAAAACUUUUUAAGCUCCAUGAUUCUGUCAAAAUCCUGGAGGAGGAUUCACAUGAAUAAUGUUGAAGGGACAAACACGCUGUGCUGCCGGAUCAAGCAAUUAAGAUGAAAAAAAUAUUUAUUUUAAGUGGCACUGCAAACAUAAAGCUGCUUACAUUUUCUCAGUUCCCUGGCUCUUCAGAUUGUUCAGCUCUGUUUUAGCUCCUGAUAGUGUUAGUACUGUUUGAAUGAGUUUGAAACAUGGGUAUGAUGAGAAUCUGGGAAACCCGUAGAAAUAUUCUAGAUAGUACAACUCAGACCUGGAAUUGUAACUUGAGGAACUUUUCCAAGAGGGCAAAGGCGCACCUGAAUUCAUUGCUAGGAGCCACAAAUGUGAAAGAAAACUCUGAUUAGAGGGGUUCUGUUGCACAAAUCUGCUUAACUUAGCAUGCCGCAGCAAUGGAACCAGGAUGGCAAAUGGUCAUUGAAUGACAAUGAAAAGUCAGGAUGUCCUACAACAUUUAGCUUCCACAGCCAGACUAUAAAGGUGCUGCCUUUUUUUGCUCGUCAGAUAAUUGAUGUUGCUUUUGCACUUCUGAUGGAAUAAUACUACGUACUGUUCUAUUUCUUCUACGCCUUGUAACCUUCAUGCAUUUACAUCUCGCUGUCUAGCUCCAUGCAUGAAAUGAUACUUUGGCUCAACCAAUUGGACAUAUUGUACUCCAUUUCAAUCAAGAAACUUUGCUGUCUGCUCCACUUCUGUUCCCAUUCUGACAGUCUGUAUUCCAGCCAGAUGUUUUGGUUGAAUACUAACAUUUUAUAAUGCCGCAAGAAUUCCCAUCCGACAGAAGUUUAUA
Molecule: messenger RNA, 2640 nt
Organism: Nicotiana attenuata
Lineage: Eukaryota; Viridiplantae; Streptophyta; Magnoliopsida; Solanales; Solanaceae
Product: pentatricopeptide repeat-containing protein At5g56310-like
Exons: 2
Coding region: 56-1513 (485 amino acids)
Biological process (GO): RNA modification
Molecular function (GO): RNA binding; protein binding
Source: RefSeq, a predicted model, not a curated record